GAGUGCGUUUUGAGGCGAUUGGCUGUUGGUUUAGAUAGCAGGGUGGGGGGAGGGGGGUACAAGUGAUAGGGAGCGGUAGACCAUGAUUGCAAUGUGAGCGACCUUCCGAGUUCAGCUAUUCCAUCACCAGCACCAAGCUACACUGUUUUGCUGCCUCGCCAUGUUUUUGGCGCGUCCUACCUCCCUCCCUUGACCUAUUCCGGUGCAGUAGAACAUUGUGGGGUUCUGGGCCGAGGUAUGAUACGGAGCUGUGCUUGAAGGUUGCAGCGUGCGCAUUUUGCAGCAGCCCGGCGAAGGUAGAGCGCGUCUCGGCGCUUGGCGCACGGUGCAAUGCCAUUUAGAGUGUCUGGUUGAAGUUGCGUUUUUUGCGCCGGUGGCAGAGCUUUUGUUGGUGUUUUGCCGUCGGUUCCUGUCAAUCUUUAGUUUGCAGAUCUGUGAAGUAAUUCGUCAUAAAUCUCAACUCGGUUUUUGGCGGCCUUGAGAAAUAUGGAUGCUUCCGAGCGUAUUCCCGUGGAGGGUGUCCAUGCUGAAUCCAUUUCAGCCAGUCAGGUGGCAUUCUUUCUCGGUCUAAUGCCCUUGAUAAUUGCAUGGAUCUACGCCGAGAUACUGGAUUUCAAGAAAUUUCCAACCUCGACAAAAGGACAUGAUGAUGUGGAUCUCGAAGAGUUGAAAGAUGGAUCUAUCAAGGAUGAGGAGAAAGCUACCUUGCUUGAGAGUAGCCUUUCCGUGAGUGGAAGUUUUAGGUCUGGACCUGCUCCAGUGCGAACGUCUCUAAUCAAAUUUUUAACGUUGAAUGAGACCUUUUUGGUGGAGAAUCGUCUCACAUUGAGGGCUAUCGCCGAAUUCCUUGGCCUCCUCUGCUUCCUAUACCUGUGUGAUCGAACAAAUAUCUUUUCUGCAUCUAGAAAGCAUUAUAGUAGGGACCUGUUUCUCUUCUUGUAUCUCUUGUUGGUUCUGGCGUCUGCCUUAACCUCUUUGAAGAAACACGUCGAUAAAUCGAUUGCAACUGGAAAAUCUAUUCUGUACUUGAAUCGACAUCAAACGGAAGAAUGGAAGGGCUGGAUGCAGGUCCUUUUCCUCAUGUAUCACUAUUUCGAAGCUAAAGAGUUUUAUAAUGCCAUUCGAGUUUUUAUUGCUGCCUACGUUUGGAUGACGGGGUUUGGCAACUUUUCUUACUAUUACAUUCGCAAAGACUUUAGCUUGGGCCGUUUUGCACAGAUGAUGUGGCGGCUCAAUUUUCUGGUCUUCUUUGCCUGUAUAGUGCUGAACAAUGACUACAUGCUUUACUACAUUUGUCCAAUGCACACACUUUUCACUCUCUUGGUGUACGGGUGUCUUGGGAUAUAUUCCAAGUACAAUGAGGUGCCUUCUGUGAUGUUUACAAAAAUAGUUGUUUCAUUUCUGGUGGUGGUUAUCGUGUGGGAGAUCCCUGGCGUUUUUGAACUUCUCUGGAGCCCUCUCACUUUUCUUCUCGCGUAUCAAGAUCCUUUAUCAAAGCACCCCACUCCCUUGCUGCAUGAAUGGCACUUCAGAUCAGGACUGGAUCGAUACAUCUGGAUUGUGGGCAUGCUCUAUGCGUAUUUUCAUCCUACGGUAGAAAGGUGGCUUGAAAAGGUAGAGGAGAUGGAGUACAAAAGAAGGACCUUUAUCAAGUCUGCCGUUAUAUCUGCUACGAUGCUGAUGGGUUAUAUGUGGUAUGUUCACAUUUACACUCUUGAUAAGACUUCCUAUAACAAGCUGCACCCUUACACGUCAUGGAUCCCUAUCACGGUGUACAUUGUUCUACGAAAUUUAUCGCAGUCACUUCGCAACUAUUCCCUCACCCUCUUUGCAUGGCUUGGGAAAAUCACUUUGGAGACAUAUAUCUCGCAAUUUCACAUAUGGCUGAGGACUGGUAUCUCAAAUGGACAACCAAAGCUGUUACUGUCCAUUAUUCAGGACUAUCCAUUGCUCAACUUCAUGUUGACAUCUGCCAUCUAUAUCUUGGUAUCUUACCGGUUUUUUGAGUUGACGAAUCGCUUGAAAAAUGCUUUUGUCCCUCACAAAGACAAUUCGCGAUUGUAUCAAAUGGCUACUGCUGGGGCUGUGUUAUGUGUCAGCUUCUAUCUUGUGGCUCAAACCACCAUGAAUCUCCCCUUUCCAGCAUGUUCCUUCUGGUUUGUAGGUGGAGGAAAUCUGUAG
This is a messenger RNA of Physcomitrium patens, 2181 nucleotides long. The record is from RefSeq and is a predicted model, not a curated record. Lineage: Eukaryota; Viridiplantae; Streptophyta; Bryopsida; Funariales; Funariaceae.